AUGACGGCCGAAAUCGUCGAACUCGACGCUCAUGAGCAGCCCUCGGAGGAGAUGCGGGCAAAGUGGAAGGGGUACUCAAGAGCAGACCAGAAAGAUCUCAUAAAUGGAGACGUUCUCGAUGACCCCAGAUCACCAGCUCAAGCUGAGAAAUUUUGUGUGGCUGGGAAGAUAACCGUCGAACAACUCCAGACUGCAUUCUCACGAAUCAGUCCAAACGCCGUCGACACAUCCUCGCUCAAGGAGGUUCCCCUACUUUAUCACCCACUUCUGCCAGGCCUCAUUAUCGUUCCAGACCUGGUCCCUCCCGAAAUCCAGAAGACUCUGCUUUCUCUCAUGAUCAACCGAGAUCUCAGCGUCCCAACACAUCAAACAAACCUUCAUCUUCAUUAUGACGUUCCUUACCCGAAAGCGUCUGAUGGAUCAGCGGAAUCCUUCUUCUCCUACCCCCCAGACCAAACCCCUAUUUUCACCCCAAAGGAUCCCUCCGUUCACAAGCCCCUGUCCAUCAAGCAAGUCAUGGAGCGCCGUCUGCACUGGGUCACCCUCGGCGGACAGUACGACUGGACGAACCGGAUAUACCCAGAGGAGCGCCCGCCUGACUUUCCCGCCGACAUUGCCGACUUCCUCGAGACGCUGUUCCCCGAGACGCUGGCCCAGGCUGCCAUCGUCAACUUCUAUACCCCGGGAGACACGAUGAUGAUGCAUCGCGACGUGAGCGAGGAGACCGACAAGGGUCUCGUCAGUCUGAGCUUCGGCUGUGACGGGUUGUUCAUGAUUGCACCCAACGAACCCGACAAGGUGUCGGACGAGGCUAAAGCUACCGGCAAGGAGUAUCUCCUACUACGGCUCCGCUCCGGCGACGCCAUCUACAUGACGAAGGACUCGCGGUUCGCAUGGCACGGCGUGCCAAAGGUUCUCAAGGGAACGUGUCCAGACUACCUUUCCGAGUGGCCUGCAGAGGACGGGAAGUAUGAGGAGUGGAAUGGCUGGUUGCAGAACAAGAGGAUAAAUCUGAACGUCAGGCAGAUGAGAGACUAG
Messenger RNA from Colletotrichum karsti, 1038 nucleotides. Its product is annotated as alkylated DNA repair protein AlkB. The transcript is spliced from 2 exons. Bases 1 to 1038 code for a protein of 345 amino acids. Lineage: Eukaryota; Fungi; Ascomycota; Sordariomycetes; Glomerellales; Glomerellaceae. Gene Ontology annotation, cellular component: nucleus; cytoplasm. The record is from RefSeq and is a predicted model, not a curated record.